AUGAAGAAACUUUGGGUUAUUGGUACACAAACAAUUAAAACAAAACUUGGUAAAGCUGAACAAACUGAAGAUGAAGAAUUUUCCAUUCUCUCUAACAAGUUUAAAUCAGCAGAAAAGGCUUGUGAAAAUUUUGUUAAACAUUCUAAUCAAUUGAUUGAAAAUUUCCAUGCCUUUUCAACAACAUUGGCCUUUUUAGCAGAAGAUUUCCGUGAUGUUAAUACUCAAGGAUCAGCUAGAAUUGAACAAGCAGGUAUGGUCUUGGAAAAGGUAUCCAAAUCUGUUGAAACUAAUUGUGUUCUUCCAUUCCAAUCCAAUGUAACACAAACCGUUGUUAAUCCUGCUAACGAAUAUUUUGUUUUAUUCGAACCUGUUAAAAAGAUUUUUAAAGAAAGAAAAGAUUUAACACUUCAAUAUGAUUAUUAUAGACAACAAGUUGAAAAGUUAACUGAAAAACAAUCAAAGAAUCCACUUGAAUUACCAAAGGCUAAAGAGAAGAUGAAUACUUUUAAAGAAAAAUGGGAAGAAGUUAAUAUUAUGUGUAAACAACAUAUUUUAGAAAUUUUGGAAAAGGAACAAUCUGUUUAUGAACCUGCUAUACAACAACUUUGUGCAAAUUUAAUUGAAUGGAAUUCAGCAUUGUCUCAAACAAUGUUAGAAUUGAAGAAUCAUUCUUCCACUUUAAUUGUUUCACCUGUUCAAAGUAGUUCAUCCUCCAGCACUGCUAAUAGUAGCGCACAUAUUCAACCAACUUCAUCUCAAAGCAAGUCUAGAAGUGCAAGUGUUAUGGUUUCACCUAAUGUAUCAUCAUCAUCAUCAUUGAGUAUUCCAAAACAAUUUGAUUGUGAAUGGUUCUAUGUUGAUAGUAAUGUUGAAACUCAAGGUCCAGUUUCAUUCAAGGCUAUGCAACAAAAAUUCAAAUCAGGUGAAAUUCAAAGUGGUACCCAUGUUUAUGGUGGUGAUUUGAGUGAUUGGGUUCAAAUUAGAACUGUUGCUGGUCUUGAAGCUGCUCUUAAACAAUAAUUUUAUUCAAUAGAGAAAAUGAUUGUAUUUUUAUUCUAAUAAUAAAUUGUAUUAUUUAUU
This is a messenger RNA of Naegleria gruberi, 1080 nucleotides long. RefSeq lists its product as uncharacterized. The transcript has a single exon. Gene Ontology annotation, molecular function: protein binding. The record is from RefSeq and is a predicted model, not a curated record. Gene Ontology annotation, biological process: endocytosis; actin cortical patch localization. Lineage: Eukaryota; Heterolobosea; Eutetramitea; Acrasida; Naegleriidae. The coding region runs from base 1 to 1020 and encodes 339 amino acids. Gene Ontology annotation, cellular component: cytoplasm.